Messenger RNA from Lagopus leucura (white-tailed ptarmigan), 2144 nucleotides. RefSeq names its product limbic system associated membrane protein (gene LSAMP). The coding region runs from base 482 to 1534 and encodes 350 amino acids. Gene Ontology annotation, cellular component: neuron projection. NCBI's taxonomy places the organism in Eukaryota, Metazoa, Chordata, Aves, Galliformes, Phasianidae. The transcript is spliced from 8 exons. The record is from RefSeq and is a predicted model, not a curated record.
GGUUAGGAAGGGAGCUGGGAGCUGCACAGCCACGCACCGAAGCAGGACCGGCCAGGCGAGCAGCCGGCGGCACGGGAGCUGCGCUCUUCUUCUUUUUUUUUUUUUUUCCCACCUUUCUCCAUCGCUCCAGACGGGUUGAUUUAAUUGUUGCUGGGUUUUGCCGCCUGACUUUUGCGUCGUUUUGAUCUGCCUUUCUGACACGCGCACGCUCCUCUUUUUUCCCUCUCUUUUCCUCCGCUGAAGGUUGUGCACAGACUUUUUUUUGGAAAGAGGGGGGGAAGAAGCCGGCGAGAGACCGAAAAGAGCACAAGAAAGUGGCAGCUGAGGGCUGUGAAAUCACCUCCCCUUUCCGGGGCUGUCUGUCAGAGCGAGAGUUGUACAUUAUUAUUACUGUUUUUCUUUCUCCAUCCAUCCAUCCACCCAUCCACAUACACGCGCACAGAGAGACGAGUGCAGGCAGCGAAACUCACCGAGACCAGCCAUGGUAGCGAGGGCUCAGCCUGAUCGGAAACAAUUACCACUGGUCCUACUGAGAUUGCUCUGCCUUCUCCCCACAGGGCUGCCAGUCCGCAGCGUGGAUUUUACCCGCGGCACCGAUAACAUCACCGUGAGGCAGGGGGACACAGCCAUCCUCAGGUGUUAUGUAGAAGACAGAAGCUCCAAGGUGGCCUGGUUAAACCGUUCUGGCAUCAUUUUUGCUGGAGAGGACAAGUGGUCCCUGGACCCUCGAGUAGAGCUUGAGAAGAGAAACCCACUGGAAUACAGCCUGCGGAUCCAGAAAGUGGAUGUCUAUGAUGAGGGGUCCUAUACGUGUUCAGUGCAGACGCAGCAUCACCCCAAGACUUCCCAGGUUUACUUGAUUGUGCAAGUUCCACCAAAGAUCUCCAAUAUCUCCUCGGACAUCACCGUGAAUGAAGGCAGCAAUGUGACCCUGGUUUGCAUGGCAAAUGGGCGUCCAGAGCCUGUGAUCACCUGGAGGCACCUCACCCCAACAGGAAGGGAGUUUGAAGGUGAGGAGGAGUACCUGGAGAUCUUGGGGAUCACACGAGAGCAGUCGGGCAAGUAUGAGUGCAAAGCUGCCAACGAGGUCGCUUCAGCAGAUGUCAAGCAAGUCCGGGUCACUGUGAACUACCCUCCCACCAUCACAGAGUCCAAGAGCAAUGAGGCAGCCACGGGACGACAAGCCUUACUCCGCUGCGAGGCAUCAGCAGUGCCCACGCCUGAUUUUGAGUGGUACAGGGAUGACACCAGGAUAAACAGUGCCAAUGGUCUGGAGAUAAAGAGCACGGGGAGCCAGUCUCUGCUGAUGGUGGCUAACGUCACUGAGGAGCACUAUGGGAACUACACCUGUGUGGCUGCCAACAAGCUGGGAGUCACAAAUGCCAGCCUAUACCUUUACAAACGAGUUUUACCCACACUCCCCAAUCCUUUUCCAGGACCCGGCACGGGGAGAGUAGACAAUGGCUCCGUGAGCUUGGCCGUCCCACUGUGGCUGUUGGCAGCAUCCCUGCUUUGCCUACUCAGCAAGUGUUAAUACAAAUCAAAAUUAAAAAUAAUAAUAAUAAUAAUAAUAAUAAUAAUAAACCAACACGACAACAACAACAACGACAACACACAAAACAAAACGCAUUAUACAGGAGACAGAGCGAAGAGAGGGGAGAGAGAAAAAAGAGGGGGAGAGAAGAAGUGAGAGGACCGUUUCAAUCACAACAACUUCUGCCUGUUCAGGAGCAAAGAGGGGGGAGAGGAAAAAUCACAGCAGGACCACUCAGCAACGCUUACAUGAUUUCCGACUGCCGGCCGUCACAGCACCGACCUCACAAGGAGAGGGGCAAACGGGGCACCCGCAGGGCCCAUGGAGCCACAGGAUGCUGCGCUUCAUCCACAUCGAUGACACCGAGCUGAGCAAAAAGAAGAUCCCUUUUCUUUUCUCUCCUCCUUGCUGUUUUCCAUACUCCUCACCUGCCUUCCUCCCUCCCUCCUCUUUCUUUCUUGCGCAGAAACAGGUCUUUGCUUCAGUGUCUAUAGCCACUUAACUUUUUGGAUGCCCUUGGUCAUUUUUGUGAGCCGAUGCUCAGGCACUUCAUACUUUUGGGAAGAAAAAAAAAAAAAAAGGAAAAAAAAAUAAUGAACAGAGGAAGUUA